AUGGAGUACAUCGAUCAGUACGCAGACAAGUACUUUGACGGCCAUGACCUUCAGGAAUGGUUAACCCAUCACGCAGAUAUUUGCAUCUACAUCGCCGCUCUUUAUCUUGCCUUCGUCUUCAAGGGACCUGACCUGGUCGCGAAGGUGGUCCCGCAGACUAAGUCCUCCAUCGCGGUUAUAAAGAAAAUCUGGGCGGUAUGGAAUCUGACGCUGUCAGUAUUCUCUCUGUAUGGCUCGCUUCAUAUUACACCUCUACUGAUUCAGAACUUCAGACAACGCGGCAUGCGUGAUACCCUUUGUACGCUGGAGGAAGAUGAAUUCUUCUCAACCAGGUAUGGCUUUGCGAUGGCAUUAUUUGCUAUCUCGAAAUUCCCCGAGUUCAUGGACACCUUCUUCUUGAUCCUGACGGGGAAACGCAACCUGCCGUUCUUAUCGUGGUUCCACCAUGUUACCAUUUUUAUCUACUGCUGGUACGCAUACCAACAAGGUUCCAGCAUCCUCGUCAUCUUCGCCUCUAUGAACUAUGUGGUGCACACCAUCAUGUACUUCUACUUUGCCCUUGCGGAGGCUGGAUACAAGAACCUUGUGAAGCCCUUUGCCAUGUACAUCACCCUUCUCCAGAUUCUCCAGAUGAUUGGCGGUCUGUACAUGACAAGCGCUUUCAUUAUCUAUAAAUCUGAGAACAAUGGCGUUGGGUGCGAAGGCGCGACAAUGGCACUUGCUCGUGGGCAAAUGGUAAUUUAUGCUUUCUGCUUCUAUCUAUUUUCCAAAAUGUUUGUUGAGAACUACGUCUUUACGCCUAAGAAAGCGACCCUCGGUGGAAGUAGUAAGAAAAAGUAA
This is a messenger RNA of Phytomonas sp. Hart1, 840 nucleotides long. The record is from the annotation of a GenBank genome assembly. Lineage: Eukaryota; Euglenozoa; Kinetoplastea; Trypanosomatida; Trypanosomatidae.